GAAUGUUUGUCACUUGACAGCCGUCGACCGGCCGAAGUCAUCGGGACUGAGGGAAGACUUUACCGCCGCUGCCGCCGCUGCUCCCCUCCCGUCCGGUAGCAAACGGAUCAUUUCAGAAGAUAACAGACCGAGUUUCUCUCUGAUUUACCGGAUUUUAACGGCUGCGGAUUCGCUCGUUACUUUUUCUUCUCUCAGCGGUGUUCUGAGUGGUCGUUACCCCGCGGCGGCUGGCGGUUAGCAUCGGUUACUGCUGCUAAACAUGGUGGCCUGUAGGCAAGCAGGAGAAACGAGCCCAGUUUGGGGAUUUUAGAGGAUUUUAAAAAAAAAAAAAAGGCAUUUUAACGGUUCUCCGCGUGAAACCCCGCUGCUGUGGACACAUUACCGCCCCUCAUUUGGCUCUUAUUCGGAGGUUUGUGGACUUGGACGUUGAGGCUGCUUCUCUGUGUUUACGUUGUAACCGACAACAGACCCGCAGCAGCAGCAGCAGGAGCAGCAGCAGCACCGUUCGUGUUUUGUGGACCGUGGAUAAUUGUAGUUUACUUCAAAAGUUGUCACCAGACCGCCUCGAAGUUUCCCUCCGGAUUUGGGGAAAAAAAAAAAUAAAAAAGUUGUAAAACAUGCGCCUACAACUGGAAAAACACGUCAAAUAACAACACGGUGUAGUUUUAUGACCGUUGUGUUUAUAUUGCAGAUGACUUGACACUCACAUAGAAAUGAACUGAUGCACAAGUGCAGCCUGCUGGAACUACUUUCCCCCACUUUUAACAGUCCCUCCUUUGUUGGAUUCAUUGCUAAUCGGUGGAUUAUUAUGGAUUAUUAUUAUUAUUCCCUAAUCCAAGACGCGCCAGGCAGGGAAUUUUGGGAAUAACUGCUGAUACUGUUGCUGCUGCUGAUGAUGGUGAUGAUGAUGAUGAUGAUGAUGAAGAUGAUGACAGAGAAAAGCGAUGGUUUCCCUUCGUUAUGAUUUUGAGUAGAGAGGAAUUAAUUACAUGGAGACUCGCCUGACAUGCCAAGGAAGGAGUUGCCACUACCUGAGGGUUGGGAGGAAGCCAGAGACUUUGAUGGCAAAGUCUAUUACAUUGACCACAUCAACCAGUGCACCAGCUGGAUCGACCCCAGAGACAGGCAGACGAAGCCUCUGACGUUUGCUGACUGCAUCGGGGAUGAGCUGCCGGUCGGCUGGGAGGAGGCGUACGACCCCGUCAUCGGAGCGUACUAUGUUGACCACAACACCAAGAGCACCCAGCUGGAGGACCCGCGGGCUCAGUGGCAGCGGGAGCAGGAGGCCAUGCUGCGGGACUACCUGGCCGUGGCCCGGGACGCCCUCAGCGCUCAGAAGGAGAUCUACCAGGUGAAGGAGCAGAGGCUGCGACUGGCGCAGCAGGAGUACCGGCAGCUCAACGACGCGUGGAGGGACAAGUCCACGUCGCAGACCAGCUUGAAUUCCAGAUCCUCCUCCUCCAGCAAGUACGACCCAGACAUCCUGAAGGCAGAGAUCGCCACGGCCAAAAGUCGGGUGAACAAGCUGAAGCGGGACCUGGCCUGUAUGAAGCAGGAGCUGCAGUAUAAAGAACAAGGCUUUGAGACGCUCAAAGAGAUCGACCAGAAGGUGUCCAACAGCCCGUAUGGCUUCAAGCUGCAGGAGGCGCAGGCCAUCCUCAGUGAGGUCCGCUCCAUCCGAGACGCCAUCAGCUCGGGGGAGAAGGAGAAACAGGAGCUCAUGCAGAAACUGGCGGUGCUGAAGGACGGUUUCCAGCUGGACUCGGGCUCGCAGCAGGAACUGUGGGGCAGCAGCCCUUCGCUCGCCAACUCGGAGCUGUCCAUCCCUCGGCUCUACUCCGACGCCGGCUCUCAGACCGACAUCCCCGCUGAGUUCAUAACCAGCAGCAACAAACUGGCGGAGAAGGUUCGUCUGAGUCUGAAGUACGAGGAGGCCAAGAGAAGGAUCGCCACCAUCGAGGUGCAGAUCGCCAAACUGGACAGCGAGGCGUGGCCGGGGCUGCUGGACCCUGAGCGUGAUCGCCUCAUCCUCAUCAACGAGAAGGAGGAGCUGCUGAAGGAGCUGCAGUACGUCAGCCCCCGCCAGCGGCUGGAGCCCAACGACGCCGAGAAGCUGGAGUCCGAGAAGAAGCGUCUGGAGAGAGACCUGCAGGCCGCCAGAGACAACCAGAGCAAGGCGCUGACUGAGAGGCUGCGUCUUCACUGCAGAAGGAACAAGCUGGUCAGAGAGCUGGAGGAGAUGGUUCGACUGGCCACGUCACUACACACUCAACUCAAGAGCCUGUCGGCCAGCACCCUGUCGUGUUCCUCCGGCAGCAGUCGAGGCUCGCUGACGUCCAGCCGUGGCUCUCUGGCCACCACCUCCAGCCUGGGCUCCACCUCCUCCCUCAGCUUCACCGACAUCUACCUGGAGCAGCCCGAGCUGGCGGACCCGGACUUCCAGAACAAGCUGGACAGCCUCCUGCAGGACGGCGGCCAGGCGGGCUACCGCCCCUCCAGCUCCAUCACCACCAUCCACGAACACGAGGUGGUGACGGGCUGCGGGAGGAGGGAUGCCGGGAGGCCCGAGGGCAAAACGGGAGGGGUGGGAGGAGACACGGGGUGCUCUGCUGGAGGCGGCGCAGGAGGAGGAGGAGGUAUCGGAGUGGAGAUGGGGUCGUCCAGGAUCCAGGCCCUAAGACUGUCAGAAACCCCUCGCUCCAUGAGCUCUUUAUCUCCACGGUCGUCUCUCUCCUCGCUGUCUCCGCCGUGCUCGCCGCUGGUCACAGACACUAGUUUCCUGUCCGGUGAGACAUUCACAGGCCAGCCGGGGCCCGGCGGGUUAGGCCUGGACCUGGAGCUCCACAGCAGGCUAGCAGAGCUGGAGCUCAGCCUGGACUCUCAGGAGCAGCGACCCGACAGAGGCCCAGGUGGGCUGGAGGAGAAGCAGAGCCUCAACACCACGCUGGGCGAGGAGGUCAAAGACUCAGCUCCCCAGCUGCGGGGGACGGGGGCGGGGCCAAAGAAGAUUGGCGUGACCUCGGCGGUGUCUGACGAAUCAGUGGCCGGAGACAGCGGCGUGUACGAGCCUUCGGAGCGCAGACCCGGCCUCCCUGCCGACCUCCUCCUGGGCUCCUACGAGGAGCGGCUGGCGCUCGGCUGCUCCCAGGUGCAGCUCGGCUUCCGCUACGAGUCCAGAGACCAGCGCUUCACCGUCUACGUCAUGCAGCUGUCCAACUGCAGCGCCCUCUGUCUGCCGGCUGACCAGAAAAUGUAUGUGCGUGUGGUGGUGCUGCCCUGCGUGGAGGCCACGCGCUGCCUCUUCCGGACACGCGGCUUCCUGCCUCAGGACGUCGUGGAGGUCAACGAGGUGUUCGGCAUGCAGAUAUCCCACAGUGCACUGCGCCAGAAGACCCUGAGGGUCGACGUCUGCAACAACAGCAAGUCGGGCCACGAGGAGUGUCUGGCGGGAGCCCAGAUCAGUCUGGCUGAUGUCAGCUGUUCGGAGGAGAGAUGCACCAAGUGGUACAACCUGCUGAGCCGCGCCUACAUGCCUGAGAUCAGCAGCAGCAGCGAGGACAAAGAGAGCCGAGCGGCGGGCGGCUCCGACAGGACUCGUGUUUCCAGCAGUGACACAGUCGGAGCUCCGGAGGACGACGAGUGGCACGGCGACUCGCUGGAGACAGACCUGUUUGAUGAGGAGGAGGGAAACGGCGUGGAGGGAGUGGGGCCCCUGGAGGAAGAGGACGACUUUUAUCCUGACAGCAGCCAAUGGGAGGAGGAGGAGGAAGAGGAGGCGAAGGCGACCAAACCCCCUCCUCCGAUAGCAGCAGCCAUCACGGAGAAGGUGAACAAGGAGACGAGCAUGGACGGCUUGUCGUCGUCGCACCACUGCUCCGUGGUUCGGCCCAAGGAGCGCCGGCCCGACGUCCACCAGCAGAACCCCUUCAUGAGGGGGAACACCAUCAUCCGCUCCAAGACCUUCUCCCCCGGGCCUCAGAGCCAGUACAUCUGCAGGAUUAACCGCAGCGACAGCGACAGCUCCACCCUCUCCAAGAAGUCUCCGUUCGUCCGAAACGCCUCGGAGAGACGCAGCAUGCGCAUGAAGAAGCCUCCUGUGCAGGUCAAAGGUCUGGACGGUCUGCUGCGGACGUCCCUGGACCUGGAGCUGGACCUGCAGGUGUCCCGGACGCGUCAGGCCCGGCUGUCGCAGGAGCUGCGGGUGCUGCGGGAGCUGAAGACCCAGCUGGAGAAGGCGAGGCAGCAGGGCCAGAGAGAGCUGCCCGCCUGGGUCCAAGAAGACGAGCGCUUCCGCCUCCUCCUCAAGCAAGCGGAGAAACAGGUGACUGACACGAAUCAGUCCAGGUUCAGCGCUCAGGUCUGUUUAUCAUGUGUGUGUCUCUCUUCUGAACUGAACACCUGUCUGCUCGUCCUCCUUGUUCAGACGCGAGAGGAGCAGCUGCAGGAGAAGAGGGUGGAGAAGAUGAUGAGGGCAGCAGCUAAGGACGUCCACAAGAUCCGGGGCCAGAGCCGCAAAGAGGUCCCUGAGGUCCAGACCUUCAGAGAGAAGAUGGCGUUCUUCACACGAGCGAAGACCAGCAUCCCCGACCUGCCGGCUGACAACGUGUAGAGAAGCAUUUCAAAGUAUUUCCCUCUCCCCCAAACCCCCCGUCUCCUCACCCGUCGGUCUUAACCUGCUGUUCCCUCACAAAUGAAGCAAACGUUUGGCGGUGUUAUGAAGAAUUAAAAAAAAAAAAAGAUAAUAAUAAUAUGUUUAGUAGGAAAGAAAAAAAACAUUCAAAACCGUGAAGAAACAACUUUUUAAAGAGCUCAGCAUUUCUAAUGUGGAUAGUGUUCAUUUGUAAAUUAGCGACAGCACUGCUAGAGCUUCAGUUCUGACUUCACUCUUCUCUUCCGCUGUUUAUGGCGUCGUGUUUCUGUUAUUAACAGGCUGUUUAUAGGCUUUUAGGUGUUUUAAAAUCAUUCCAGCACAAAGUCACACAGCUGCACAUGUGCGUACAAAGAGUUUUUGUAUUGAAACGGCACACCUGGACAUAAAGGAUAUAUGUAUAUUGGUAGCACAAAAUAAAAUCAAACUACGGUACUAGAGGAAAAUAAAGCACCUCAAGCUGGUGAUAAAAAAUACCAUAGAUAUCUUCUCCAGAGAUUUUUGAUAUUGACCUUCAAGUGAUGUGUUUUUGAGCAUUUUGAAAACUUUAUAUGCAGACAAACAUACAAGCACACAGCGGGCUUUUUUUUGUUUUUUUGUUUGUUUGUUUUUAUUGUAAUUUCCUCUACAGACACUAAAAGAAGGAUCCAUAACUUCCAUACGUGUGAAUAUGGAUCAGUGAGCACGCCGGUUUUCCUUUAACAGUCAUUACAGUUUACUGAAGGUUAAGAGGAAGAGACAGUUUAUUUCCUUUACGGUCUCCUCAAAGUUAUAAUCCUUAAGAUUGUUAUACAUCAAAACCCAUGUUUAUAUUUCUCGUGGCGACAGUUUUUAGCGCAGUAGACGUGGCGUUGAGAGGUCGGAGGGGAUAUCUUGCCUCCGAGCAGCCGCCGUCUCAUUGACGACGAUGGCGACUGGAUAGAUACGAAAACUCUCCUGGUUGAUUUCGUCAGUACAAAAGAUGGAUGACUGUUAAAACAACACGUGGUUCUCUGAUUAAAAGGUCAAAGGUACGAACCUGAGGACACGAGAAGUGAAAAAGUGAAAUGAACUGUGACUCCUGAGGUUUAUCUCAGUAUAAAAUCAUCCAAUCUUUAACGAGCAGUCGAAAGCUAAAGACCCCUGACUGGUUUUCAGUAGUUUGAAUCGAUUCACUUUCAGAUCCUGGGUCAGUUUUGGAUUCAUUCGGUAGCUCUCAUCAUGUGUUUAGCUUAGCGAGGCUUUCUAAAUCGACGAGUCAAGACCAGACCCAGGACUUGAGUCUGAACUGGUCCAAUAUUCAGUUUAAGCCGGUCGGAGAGAAACGUGGUUUUUGAGGCAGACGGAGAGAGCGAGCUGUGAAAUGCAGGAAAAAUUCAAAAUGUUCUGCUGCUCUUCUCCACCAUGGCUGCUUUUUACUUGGUGGAGCAUCAUGCUGUUUUCACUGUUGCUGUUCUCUCUCUGUUUGACUCAGGUCUUCACGUCUACUGUCGUCAAAUCUGUCAGACCGGGACUCUCCCUUUGCUAGUUUAGUUCAUUUUUGUUUGCAUUUUGUUGUAUUCGUUGAAGACAGAGUAGAGUGUCCUUCAUUUGUUGGUCCUGGUCUGUGCCAGUUACAUAAUCAAUAAUCAGACUUAAAAGGUCUAAAAUCGACCGUUUCUAACUGCUUCAGUUUCUCUACGUCUGUAGUUACUGCUCUCUGCCACCGGGCGGCAGCGAUGUGAAAUUAUCUUGCUUGUUCUCUUUAGUCUUCUUCAUGUCGAGAUGAUCCGUCUCAACUCUCCUCGGUCUAUAAACAGACGCGACGGUUCUUCUUCCUUUGUUGUUUUUCUGACAGAGUAGCUGCGCAGAGUGUUUGCUGCCCCCUGGUGGUCGAUGCGCGACUUGCUGUCACCCCCGGUAACCGCAGGUGACGCCAAAUGAACCCGGAGUGAAAUCUUAAGGAUUAUAACUUUGAUGUCUCCAAAUCAAACACCAACACAAACUGCGUUUCACUACAUGAUGAUGACGGAGAGGAAAGCUGGAGCGUCUUUUACUAAAUGAACUGGAUCAGAUUUUAACGGCGAGACUCGUUUUUAGCUCUAAAUUUAAAACUAGUCAUGAUUGUCUCUCACCAGUUACACACACACACACACACACACACACACAUACAUACAUGCACACGCACACUCAGCAAGGUGUAGAAGCAGCACUAACACUCAGGUAGUUGAUAGGAUAGUCUGCACUUUAAGAAACUUGAGGUAAAAGUUUAAAAAAAGGAAAAAAAGAAACUUGAUGUGGGUUUUUUGGAAGUAAAAAAAAAAAAAAAAAUCCAGAAACCUUUGCCUCGCGCUGGAAUGAUUAUUGAUUAUUGAUUGUUGAAGCACUCGAUGAUUGUCGAAACACACACACAGGAAGUAAAGAUCAAAUGUAUUUUUGGUGACUGUGAACUUCUUACUGAUUGUAUGAUUGUUAGACUGGAAGUGACUAAAACUCCCCCUUCAUGAUAAAACUGACCAGCAGCCAAUAGGAAGACAGACGUUUCCUGAUCUUCACUCUGAUUGGCUGCUUUUUCCCCCUGAUGAAAACUAUGUUUGUUCAGUUUCUUAUAGUUUUAAUUUUUCCUCUGUAACUGGAUGUUGUGGACACAUAUCAGAGUCGCUUUCAUGUUUCCUAUAACUGGACAAUCUGCAGCUGAAUCUGUAUAAAGUUGAAUCUCGUGAACAUGGUGCCCCAGCAAAACUUUCAUCUUCAUGAUCUUUUCAUCACGUCUUCAAAUCCAUAUUAUGUUUUUAAAAAAAAUCUUUUCGGACUCAACUUCAGCGCUCUAAUAGCGUCGUUUUACAGCGAAGCAUUCAGCAGCUGAAGAGCCAGAUGUUUAGUUAUAUACUGACUUUCAACUCGCAUAUUUAUUAAGAUUUCAGUUGCAUCUGGAUUAUUUUUAUGUUCUUUCUAAAAAAUAAAACAAAAACCAAAAAAACAACCACACUGACCGAAAAGACAGGAGUCGAAUCUUUCAGUACAAAUAUCCGCAUGUUCAUGUCCGUGUAGCUUUUCAUGCACUAACAGUGAAAGUUGUUCAUGUGUCCGGUGGGAGACGAUUCUCCACGUUCCUGUUGAUUGAAGCCUGAAAUCAGAGGAGGAAGAGUUUCCCUCGCUGCAGUGACUCUGAUUCUACACUCGCUCUAACACCACUGCGUUUUUAUUUGAUUUAUAUUCAGCUCAGUGAAAACUUACUGACUUUGUUUCCAAGGCAACCUGACUUAUAAAUCAGCGGCAGACCUCCACUCUGGCACAUCUCUUAUUUACUGACAGGUGUGGGAGGUUGUUUGUCUUUGUGUGUGUUCCUGGCUGUUUGAGAAGCUGUUUGUGGAAUUCGUCCUUCGCUGCAGCUUUUAUCAACGUGUCGCUGCGUUAGAGCAAAAAAAAAAAAAAAAAAGCUUCCCAGAAGUCUUUGCUGUUAGAUUUAGGUGAUACACCUCAGAUUUAACCUGCUGAUAACUGGACUCGUGUGUUUGUAAAUGAACUUCAGGUUUAAGAGGCAGAAAUCCUUCAAACAGACCAGGUUCUUUAGUGAAAGAUGAAACUUUCUUUUCUUUUAAAGUUGUUUUUGGGGCAUUUUUGUUCCUUUUAUUUGACGGGACAGUGGAGAUAGUGUGCGCCUUAACAACUCGUACCUGAUUUGUUUCCAACCUCUCAGACUACAAUGAAGGAGUUAUCUGCCGAGGAUUUUUCCAUGUAAAGUACAAACAAAACAAACAAAUCUGCAAUGAAAAAAAUGUAGAAGUUUAGGCCCAGAAAUGGGGAAAAAAGAAAAAUACAGAAGUAAAAAUAAUGAGUCGCCACCAGAGAGAUUGUGACUUAAGGUGGCACUACUUUCUGCGUCUGAAAUGUAGGAAAAGAAACAGGUACUAGGUGGAGGGAUCAGGCAAACCCUCCUUCAGUAACAAGUAAACUUCACCUGCUGGACACAAAAUAAUUCAAGCAAACAAAGUGAAGCUCUGUCAGGAGAAGCAGGAAGAAACAGCAGCAGAAACAUGGAUUUUUACCUGUAGAAAAGUUACAAAAUCAAAAGGUCCUAAAGUCUAAAGUUCGGCUCCGUAGCUCAAACAGAUACAGAUGAAUAAACUGGAGAAGGUUUUCAGACGUGGUGAGUUCAUGAGCCACUUGUUCUCUCGUUGCUGGGUCACCAUGUUGGACAGGUGAAAUCCACCACACGGCACAAACCCUUCAUAUCAUCGUCUUUCCAUUCCCGGUGUCAACAAGAACAUCGCUGACAGAAACCUGCUGCUGCUGCUGCUGCUGCUGUCAUUCCAGAUGUUUCUCUUCAGCAGCUCGAAGCGAUGCUUGAACUUUACAUCAGAUCCAGUUUUUUUUGUUUUUUUUUCCUGUCAGCUUUGUCGUUCAUCUGUUGGUGUGUUUACGACCAACAGAGGAGGUUGAUUUUGACGUAUUUAUGUCUCCACUUCCUUUUUAAUUUUAUUUUUUAUUAUGUCCCUCUUCAAACCUUCAUUUAUUUCCAAAAAGUCCCAACAAAUAAAAUCAAUCUUGUUUUCCAGAGAAAUAAAAACUGUAAAUGUUUAAAAUUCACAACAACAAAAAAAACACAUUCAGUCAGCAGUAGGAAUAUUUUUGCACAAAUAUCUAUUAAAAUAAUAAAUAUCCCACGCAUACAUAAUAAUCAAACAACACUAUGACUCGUCAUGCCUUGUAUUAAAAAUAUAUAUUUCUAUAUAAAGAAGGUGAAACUUGAUGGAACUGAAUCAAAUGCUGUGAGGACGUCGACACUGAGGCUGCGUUCACCUGCAGGAACCAAAAGUUUGAUUUCCACCUGAGAUCAGUCUGAACAGUCACAGAUAAAAUAAACCAAAGACUGAACACAAACAGACUCGGAGGCCGCUGGUCUCCUGGUGGCAACAUACGGUCCAACAUACGGUUUAUACCGCGUGUUCUUAACGAUAUCGUAUGUUACUCGUGUAGAUUUCAAUGGAACAAGCUGGAUAAAUAGAUAAAACACGACCUUUGUUACACAUCGUCCCCCCUCUCUCUCUUGAGGUUUACUGCGUCUGCAUUGUGCGAGUAUUAAGAGUCAUAUUGAGGGAGAAAAAUUAUCUGAAAUUAUGAGAAUAAAGUCUCAAUUUUGAGAAUAAAAUAUUUUAUUUAUAAUAUUUCAAGAAAAAAAAGGACGUUGUGGUUUCUUGUUUGUGCCACAUUUAAGUUCAUUUCAAAUCUUUUCGUCAGGUUUCAUGACGUAUUUCAGAUAAAGGUGCGUUCAAAAAAAAAAAAACGACAAACGGCUCACGCGCCGACACCGCAAUAAAAAUCGACGUGUGAAUUUAGAUUCUGACUGUUCAGACUGACGUCACUCCGCCACUGAGAAAGAAACCGGAAUCUAAACUGUCAGAAUUUAUAUUUUAGUUAUUUUUAUUUUUCAGAAGCAGGUCAGAUCUCCUGCAGUGUGAAUGCAGCUGUGCGCUCUGAGGGUUUUACUGUAGCAGGAACACUGUGAAAUGAAUGAAAGCCUUUGGAGUAAUGUGUGAGAGCGAGAGAGAGCGAGAGAGAGAGAGAGAGAGAGAGAGAGAGAGAGAGAGAGAGAGUGUGCCUUUGGAGAGCAGCAUGUAAACUGUUAAAACUGUUAUUGUACUUUUCUUUUUUCUUUUCUUUGGUCGCCAUCAUCUGAUCUGAGGAGCUGAAACUGUGGAGAAACCUUUUUUUAUUAUUAUUAUUAUUAUUAUUAUUAUAUUAUUAUUAUUAUUUUUUGUUCUCCUCCACUGUAGAGCGAGUAGAUGUAAAGAAUAGGACUGUGUAGUCUGAGGAACAGCACCGUCUGUUUUAAAGUCGCUCAACGCUGUCGUGAUCGACCGAAUGUUGUUUAACCUUUAAAUCAAAACGUUUAUACGACGUAACAACAUCUGGAUGAAGGAAUGUAGGUUUUUUUUUUGCUACGAGAAAAAUCACAAAUCAUUCAGAGAAAAAACAACAAAACAAAUGCUGUUAGUCACAAAUGAUUUUUUUUUUCAUCAUGUAGGUUGUGAUAUAAUUUCUUGUUUGUUUUUUGAAGUUCAAGUGCAUUUUUUUUUUUUCCUCGUUUGAUUAUUAUUAUUUUUUAUUCUAAUGAAUCUGUUUGUAUUACGACUGGUGAUGAACCUGGUAAUGUGUACGGAGGCGGCUAUGAGAAACAUACAGCAUGUAUUUAUUGCACUUUUGUGAUUUGGGUGUGCUUUUCCUGUUUUUCUUUUUAUCGCGAGAGUCCCGAAAAGCUGUGAAUUUUAUUCUCAGACACUGUACUGUCGACCAGAGUUGUAAAUAUUUCACCAGCACAAAAAAACAAACAAUAUGUUUUGUAGUUUCACAACAAAUAAAAAAAAAGUUCUUCUCUUCUA
Seriola aureovittata is the source of this 10989-nucleotide messenger RNA. It is a transcript of the gene wwc1, whose product is annotated as WW and C2 domain containing 1. The record is from RefSeq and is a predicted model, not a curated record. NCBI's taxonomy places the organism in Eukaryota, Metazoa, Chordata, Actinopteri, Carangiformes, Carangidae. The coding region runs from base 1007 to 4609 and encodes 1200 amino acids. Gene Ontology annotation, biological process: cell migration; negative regulation of organ growth; regulation of hippo signaling. Gene Ontology annotation, molecular function: molecular adaptor activity; kinase binding. Gene Ontology annotation, cellular component: cytoplasm. The transcript is spliced from 21 exons.